AGCCUUGACGAAGAGAAGAGGAAGAAAUCUGUACACGGAAGUUCUUCAGGACUUUACAUGCAUGAGAUUUUUUUCCCCUUCAAUAGCCUCUCUCUCGGUAUAUAAUUUACUUUUCUUUCUGGCGGUUAGUUAUCAACCGUUAUGGCGGUGAAAGCUACGACAGUGUGUGUGGAGAGCCGGAGCAGAUCAUGUGCAGGUAUCCGCGCACGGUAGAUCACCGGAGGGGUCAAUGGACGCCAGGAGUUGAAGUGCAGCUGUUUUGACAGCUGGGUUGAGCCUCCAGUACCUGGUUUGUGAGUCCGACAGAGACCGAGAGAGCUGCCGAAAGCAGAGAAGAACCGAGGUUCAAUAUCUAGGGCGGGUUUUUUAUGUAGAGACAUUUAUCUACGUCUGUCAAGUUGCUGUUAAGGCGCCAUUGAAGAAAAGGGGGAAAGCUACCCACCGACCUGUGGCCAUGGCUUCGUCCCGGCUGAAGUACCUCUCUCUGGGCGUGCUGGUGUUCCAGACCACCUCCCUGGUGCUCACCAUGCGGUACUCCCGCACCCUGCAGGCCGAGGGCCCGCGGUAUCUGGCCUCCUCAGCUGUGGUGGUGGCCGAGGUCAUGAAGAUACUCACCUGUGUGCUGCUCGUCUUCAAGGAGCACAGUUACAGCAUGAGAGCCCUGAACAGCAUCCUGCGUCAGGAAAUUGCCCACAAACCCAUAGAAACACUGAAGCUGGCAAUCCCCUCUGGGAUCUACACACUGCAGAACAACCUGCUGUACGUCGCCCUGUCCAACCUGGACGCAGCCACCUACCAGGUGACAUACCAGCUGAAGAUCCUGACCACGGCUCUGUUCUCUGUGUCCAUGCUGGGCCGCAGGCUGGGCGUCUACCAGUGGCUCUCUCUGCUGAUUCUUAUGGCUGGAGUGGCUCUUGUGCAGUGGCCCUCUGAGUCUGCUCCGGCUCCAGAGAAGGAGGCCCUGUCCACUGGCUCCCAGUUUGUUGGUGUGACAGCUGUUCUGGUGGCGUGCUGCUCCAGCGGGUUCGCUGGCGUCUACUUUGAGAAGAUCCUGAAGGAGAGCAAACAGAGCGUCUGGGUCCGCAACAUCCAGCUAGGCAUGUUUGGCCUGGUAUUUGGUCUUUUCGGGAUGCUGGCCUACGAUGGGGAAAGGGUGAAGGAGUCAGGAAUGUUCCAGGGUUACAACUCAGUCACCUGGACCGUUGUAGCGUUGCAGGCGCUGGGUGGUCUGGUCAUAGCAGCGGUCAUCAAGUAUGCAGACAACAUCCUCAAGGGCUUUGCUACAUCGCUCUCCAUCAUCCUGUCAACUCUUAUAUCGUACUUCUGGCUGCAGGACUUCGACCCCACCGGCGUGUUCUUCCUGGGGGCCAUUUUGGUCAUCGUGGCCACUUUCCUGUACGGCUACGAAAGCAAGCCGUCCCCCAACCCCAGCAGGGCGUAGGACACUCAUGGCUGACACUACAGCAGCAGUAGGAGGUCCUGUUGAAGCGUCAAGACAAGGAGGGGAAAGGAGGACAGGCAUACAACAAAAAAAAAAAGAGGGGAAAGGUCUUUAUCGUAUAUUGUGAUCGCGGAAAAGGAGGAGCAGAGGAGUAGGAAGCGAGGAGGUAAGCAGGUUGGGAACAGAGGAAAGGAAAAGAGAUUAAAAAAGCAAGCACAACGCUGUGAUAGAUCUCAAACACCAAAAGUGCCUCAGCUUGGAGGAGUAACCAGUGAGAAAAGAAAACUGUGGUGAAACAGGAUUGUAUGAUUUUUCCCUUAAUGACCGCUGUAGAGAAUCCUGGCACACCUCCAGAGCUAGAGAGAUACUCCCAACAGGACAGACUGAUUGUGUUUGUUAAGAACCUGUUUGACUGCCAGUCGCUGUUACUGCCACGUCAGUCACACCCGUAUAGUAAAGGAUCAAAGAGGCAGACAAGCAGGAGUUUCUGAACCUUCUUCAAUACCACAUUUUGCAGAUGUAGUGUGACUGGCUUGUUCACCUUAGAGUCACAGUAUUUAAGGCUCUGACAGUCUAAAGUUGUCCCUUUUUGGGGCUGUGUACAAUACUGCAACAAGCUCUGACAGUCGCAUGGUUUAGGUUGCAAAUGGUUAAUGGUUGGCGUUUGGGUCAUGGUUGGGGUUAGAGCCUGCUACAAAGGAGGGGUUUGUACACCACUUAAGAUGCCUGUCUACUUGGGAGGCAGAACUCGGGGCAAAAAUUAAUUAGUGUUACAAGAGCCUUUAGACUAUAGUAGUUGGUCACCAGAACUAGUAUUGUAAUCUAAAUGAUGGCUCUCAUGUUUCGUUUUGUUCAGCUAUUUUUGGAAACAGUUUUUGUUGCCAGGCAACAUAUAGUCACUGGGAUGUCUUUGAUAACAUACACAGAUCACUGUAUGACUCUGGUCUGUCUAAUCUGGGUGUAUGAAUAAAAUGCUACAGGAAUAAAUUACUGUCACUUCAGGCUGUAAUAAUGGGGAUUAUUUAAAUAUUUAGGUUUUUGAAUUGAAAAGGACAGUUUGAUUAUGUGGUAAUUUUAUACAACUUGAAAUUAUGUUAGCCUUUGGUGUAAAUUUAAACCGAAACCAUUUCAAUUGUAACCUAUAAAUCGAAAUGAAUUGUCUGUUUAACUUAUUCAUUCAUUGAUUAGGCUGAGGUUUACAUGACUUUUCAAAGCCGUUGAUUAUCAACAUCCAGCUCCUUAUGUCCUGUGCUUGUGUAAAAAAUAUAUUCUGUUGAUUCAAAGUAAAAGAAAUCAAAAUAUUACUAAAUGUAGCCCAGCUAAGUCUGAACUGACUGAACUGUUGAUACUGAUUACAUCAGAUAUCUGUGAGGCAUUAUUUACAUAGAAAGUAACCUUGGACUGUACACCUUUACUGAUGUUUUUCCUCUGGAACUACUUUUUUUUCUUGGGAUAAAGCGGGUAUAAUAAUAACUUUAUUAUUUUAAUUACAGAUAUGUGAAUCUUUUAUAAAAGAAAAAUGUUUCCUUUAA
Molecule: messenger RNA, 2973 nt
Organism: Lates calcarifer (barramundi perch)
Lineage: Eukaryota; Metazoa; Chordata; Actinopteri; Centropomidae
Gene: slc35a3a
Product: solute carrier family 35 member A3a
Exons: 8
Coding region: 455-1441 (328 amino acids)
Biological process (GO): pyrimidine nucleotide-sugar transmembrane transport
Cellular component (GO): Golgi membrane
Molecular function (GO): UDP-galactose transmembrane transporter activity
Source: RefSeq, a predicted model, not a curated record